Molecule: messenger RNA, 1482 nt
Organism: Letharia columbiana
Lineage: Eukaryota; Fungi; Ascomycota; Lecanoromycetes; Lecanorales; Parmeliaceae
Exons: 4
Coding region: 1-1482 (493 amino acids)
Source: RefSeq, a predicted model, not a curated record
AUGGUUGCUGGCGUGCUCGAGGUUCCAGAGAGCGAGAUUGAGGGCGAGACUGAGGGACUGCUUAUGGUUACUGGCGUGCUUGAGGUUUCAGAGAGCGAGAUUGAGGGCGAGAUUGAGGGACUGCUUAUGGUUGCUGGCGUGCUUGAGGUCCCAGAGAGCGAGAUUGAGGGCGAGAUUGAGGGACUGCUUAUGGUUGCUGGCGUGCUUGAGGUUCCAGAGAGCGAGAUUGAGGGCGAGACUGAGGGACUGCUUAUGGUUGCUGGCGUGCUUGAGGUUCCAGAGAGCGAGAUUGAGGGCGAGACUGAGGGACUGCUUAUGGUUGCUGGCGUGCUUGAGGUCCCAGAGAGCGAGAUUGAAGGCGAGAUUGAGGGACUGCUUAUGGUUGCUGGCGUGCUUGAGGUUCCAGAGAGCGAGAUUGAGGGCGAGACUGAGGGACUGCUUAUGGUUGCUGGCGUGCUUGAAGCGCCGGAAGUCUCGCUGCUGGAUGUGGAUAUCCAUGUGGGGGUGCUUGAAGAAGUGCCAGAAGCCUUGCUACUGGAAAUGGAUGUCCCAGUAGGCAUGCUUGUACUGCUGCUGGAUGUGGAUGUCCAUGUAGGUGUACUUGAAAAAGUGCCAGACGUUUUGCUACCGCUGGUGGAUGUAGAUGUCCACGUUGGGGUACUUGAGGAUGACCCGGAUAUCUUGCCACUGGAUGCAGAAGUGGACGUCCAAGUAGGUAUACUUGAGGAUGACCCAGAUGUCUUGCCACUGGAUGCAGAAAUGGACGUCCAAGUAGGUAUACUUGAGGAUGACCCAGAUGAUGACCCAGAUAUCUUGCCACUGGAUGCAGAAGUGGACGUCCAAGUAGGUAUACUAGAUGAGGACCCAGAGAUCUUGCUACUGCUGGAUGUGGACGUCUCUGUAUGCGUGCUGCUCGUGCCGCUGGAAAGACUAAUUGAUGGGGUAGAGCUAGAGCUGGACCCAGCUGUCUUUAUGGUGACUGGGGUGGAAGUUGAUGAGCUGAAACUGGAUCCCGUAGAUGUUGUGGUGACUGGGGUGGAAGUUGAUGAGCUGAAACUGGAUCCCGCAGACUUCGUGGUGACUGGGGUGGAAGUUGAUGAGCUGAAACUGGAUCCCGUAGAUUUUGUGGUGACUGGGGUGGAAGUUGAUGAGCUGAAACUGGAUCCCGCAGACUUUGUGGUGACUGGGGUGGAAGUUGAUGAGCUAGAACCUAUGGUCUUCGACGUUACUGGUGUGAAAUCCGAGGAGCUAGAGCCCGAAGUCUUUGUGGUAACCCAUGUGGGGCUUGAUGAGCUAGAUCCUGUGGUCUUUGUAUUGGCUGGCGAGCUCGUUGGAGUAGUCUCGGAAGAGCCAGUCGAAUGGAUGCUGGAAUGGGUAGGCUGGCUGCUCGUUGGAGUAGUCUCGGAAGAGCCAGUCGAAUGGAUGCUGGAAUGGGUAGGCUGGCUGCUCGUUAGAGAAGUCUCGGAAGAGCUAGUCGAUUGA